Messenger RNA from Protopterus annectens (West African lungfish), 939 nucleotides. It is a transcript of the gene FBXL22, whose product is annotated as F-box and leucine rich repeat protein 22. Bases 74 to 760 code for a protein of 228 amino acids. The transcript has 2 exons. Lineage: Eukaryota; Metazoa; Chordata; Ceratodontiformes; Protopteridae. The record is from RefSeq and is a predicted model, not a curated record. Gene Ontology annotation, molecular function: protein binding. Gene Ontology annotation, cellular component: SCF ubiquitin ligase complex. Gene Ontology annotation, biological process: SCF-dependent proteasomal ubiquitin-dependent protein catabolic process.
ACAAUAUUGCACUCACAGAGUGCUCCUGGCAUUCUUGGAGAUUUUGCUUCACUAUUUCAGUUUCCAGAAAAAUAUGACACUGCAUAUAACAGAACUAAACUGGGAGUGCCUCCUACAUUUGUUUUCCUUUCUGGACAAAGACAGCAGAAAGAACUUGUCACAGACAUGCAGAAAACUUCGGCAGGUUUUUCUGGACCCUUCUCUGUGGCCUUUGCUCAACUUUCAUUCUCCGGCAGAACUGAAAAAGAAUAAUUAUCUUCUGGGACCAUCCUUAAAAUUCCUGUCAAUCUGUUGGCAUUCCAGUAGGGUUAAGGUAUGCAAUAUUGAAGACUGGAUGAAAAGUACUUUCCAAAGGGAUCUCUGUAGCAAACAUGAAAACACAGUCAGUGAAUUUUUAAUGAGAGUUUGCAACAUGUGCCCAAACCUGUUGUCUCUCAUGCUCUCAGGAUGUGGCCAUGUAAAAGAUCAUCACAUUCUUCAGAUUCUGCAAUGCUGCCCAGGGCUACAAACACUGCAUCUGGAAAACUGUUCCCGAAUUACUGACCUCACGUUGGUGGCCAUUACAGAGAACUGCAAGAAUUUAAAUACUCUCCAAAUUGAUUUCUGUCGAAAUGUCAGUCAUGAAGGCUUGAAAUUAGUAAAGGAGAAAAUGCCAUCAUUGAUUUUACACGCUGAGCGAAGUGCUGAGAUGAUUCCAGAUAGCAAACCAGAUGAAAAAGUGCAACUGGCAAGGUUAUGGCAAAAAGCUCUGCACUAUUAGCCACUUUUUGUUUAAAUUAUUUUCAGUCUGUGCUUUGUGUUUAAAAAAUAUUUUGUAUCCAUAAAAAUAUUCUUGUUUUUCUACUUGUCUGAUUCACUAUAUACUGUCUUGUAUUUUAAUUUAUCAGGCAGAAAUGCCAUAAAGCUGAGAAAAAAAAUAAAACCAUUAGUUUAAAAAAA